Lathyrus oleraceus (garden pea) is the source of this 1655-nucleotide messenger RNA. RefSeq lists its product as uncharacterized. Bases 406 to 1482 code for a protein of 358 amino acids. NCBI's taxonomy places the organism in Eukaryota, Viridiplantae, Streptophyta, Magnoliopsida, Fabales, Fabaceae. The transcript has a single exon. The record is from RefSeq and is a predicted model, not a curated record.
AUUUUAUUUGGUUGAGAUUGAGAUUGUGUCUUUUUAAAAGAGAGAGAGAGUAGGGUUGAGACUUGAGGGGAAAAGGGAGCGAGGUGGCCCUAGAGUCUAGUGAAGCGAUGCGAGUAGCUGCAAAAACUGUUAUAUAUGUGCCUCCUUCGCCCACUCUCAAUCUACUCUACUCUAUUCCAUAAUAUAUAUCCCACCGUACCGGUUACAAGUAACAACAACAACCACCUCUUCCAUCUUUUCUCUUCUCAUCAAUCAAACAUAACAUCAUCCACCACUACCUCAAUAUAACUAUUAUAUCUAUAUAUCUAUCUAUUACUCUCUCUAUCUCUCUGUAUUUUUUGCUUCAAUAAACUCAGACACAACAUUUCCAGGUAUUCACUUAGUUAGCUAGUGCAUGAUCCGCCAAUGGCUUCUGCCUGCAUCAACAACAUCGGAAUGUCACCGGAACCCUUCUUCUCAUGGGAUCCCGAACCCGACUUUGAGUUCCGUCUUCAAGAUCCCGUUACCAUGCUUCCCGCCGACCAACUCUUCUCCGACGGUAAACUCGUCCCUCUUCACUUCAAACCAACCACCUCCAUCUCCGCCACCACUUCUCCCAAGAAAACUACCGCCUCCAUAACAACCUCCGACCCCAUUCUCUUCUCUCCUAAAGCACCACGCUGCUCUAGCCGCUGGAAAGACCUUCUCGGCCUCAAAAAACUCUACAGCUCCACCAACACAACAACAACAACCACCAAAACAUCGCCGGCAACUUCAUCCUCUUCUCCUUCCAACAAAUCGUUCAAACACCUCCUCAACCGUAACUCCAAAACGACGUCGUCAUCAGACAACAGUUCUCUCAGUCUUCCUCUAUUGAGAGACUCCGACAACGAAUCACUCUCGAUCUCUUCUCGUCUCUCGCUUUCCUCCUCAUCUUCAAGCCACGACCACGACGAUCUCCCACGACUCUCUCUCGAUUCAGAAAAACCUAACCCGAUUUCCAUCCACCGUAACCCAAACCCGAACUCGAAUCCAAGGAUCCGGUUAGUCAAACCCCGAGCAGGCUCCUUCGAUGGAAACAAACCGGAUCAGCACAACAACAAUAACCGCUCCGGGAGAAGUCCGAUCCGAAUGGAAUCAUCUAGUACGCAAGGGUGCAGGGGAGCUUCCGUGGAUAGCCCUAGAUUAAACUCAUCAGGGAAAAUCGUUUUCCAGAGCUUAGAACGUAGCUCGAGUAGUCCCGGGAGUUUCACCGGCGGGCCCCGCUUUAAGCAUCGUGGAAUGGAACGGUCUUAUUCAGCUAAUGUCCGGGUCACUCCGGUUCUCAAUGUUCCGGUUUGUUCAUUAAGAGGCGGUUCAAAAUCCGGUUCGGUUUUCGGGUUUGGGCAGCUUUUUUCUUCCCCGCAGAAAAGAGAAUCUACAUCUGGUGGUAAUAGCAAGAGUCAUCCACAUCAACAUCAACACCAACACAGUGUUAGGCAUCAACAACACAAACACCCUUAGACACAGUUGGUAACCGUUAAUUUUAACUAGGAUGUUUUGUUCUUGUUUCUUUUUUUCCUUCCUUUUUUUCUGAAGGUUAAUCUAUGUUCUUGUCUAUUUCGGAAUGAAAACAUUGUAGAAGUAAUGACACUGUUAAUUUUUUAGGGGAUGAUUAAUUACUCUGGUUUUCUUAA